AUAAAGUAUGUGAAGUCUGGUGGAAAUGUGCAUUUAAAACAUGGAGUUGUUCUGGAUGUGGACCCCUGGUUUGUGGUCUCUGAUGCUAGCAGGAAUCUGGACUCUCCCCAUCGAUCAGGAUCAGUGGCUGAGGCCCGAGGAUGUGGAGCUGGCUGAGAGCUACCUCAGCAGGUUUUACAACCUGAGUCCCAGUGGUGGAGUAAGAAGGCGGGUCAGGUCCACAUCAGCCAUGGAGGAGAAGAUCAGAGAGAUGCAGCAUUUCUUUGGUCUUAAGGAGACAGGCCGUCUGGACCGUAACACCCUGGACGUGAUGAGGGAACCUAGGUGUGGCGUUCCAGAUAUAGAAAACUUUAGCUUUUACCCUGGAAAGCCUAAAUGGAAGAACCACACCAUCACAUACAUGAUUGCAAAAUACACUCCGGAUAUGAAGAGAGAGGACGUGGAAAAUUCCUUCAGUUCAGCCAUCAAAAUGUGGAGCGAUGAAUCACCCCUGAGGUUGAUCAAAGUCAACCAUGGCAAAGCUGAUAUCGUCUUCUCCUUCGCCGUUGGAACUCAUGGAGAUUUCUUUCCCUUUGAUGGACCCCGUGGUGUGCUGGCUCAUGCUUUUCAGCCAGGAGAGGGGAUGGGAGGAGACGUGCACUUUGAUGAGGAUGAAACAUGGACAGCAGGGAAGCAAGGGUACAGCCUGUUUGCUGUUGCAGCUCAUGAGCUCGGACACUCACUGGGUUUGACUCACUCUCAAGACCGUUCUGCCAUCAUGUAUCCCAACUACAGGUAUCAAAGUAACACACAGUACUCCCUGUCAAAAGACGACGCGCUCGGGAUCCAAGCACUGUAUGGAAAACCCACAAGACGUGAAGAAACACAAGCAGCCCCCCAAAAGUGUGACCCAAACUUUUCUUUCGAUGCAGCAGUUAUGAUUUCAGAUGAGAUUGUAUUUUUUAAAAACAGGUACAUGUGGAUGAGAACCACUAAGACGACUUAUUGGAAUCGCCUGAGAGAGAGCCCCAGCAGUGCAUAUUUACCCAGCAUCAGUUCUCGCGUUGAUGCUGCUUAUGACCUCCCUGCCAAAGGCGUGGCGUACAUAUUCACUGGUCAUAAGUACUGGGUGGUUCAACGGCUUAAGAUGAAAAGUCAAGCUGGCUCUAUUUAUGAAUACGGUUUCUCGUCCAGAGUCCGGCAGGUUGACGCUGCAGUACACAUCACUGAAUAUGGAAAAACAGUCUUCUUCAUAGGAGAGGUUUAUUACAGGUUUGAUGAGCGCAAGAGGAUAAUGGACCCUGGCUUCCCCAGACUCAUCCAAACUGACUGGCCUGGAAUCCCCAGAAGGGUCGAUGCUGCCUUCAAGUUACAGGGUAGCAUCUUCAUCUUAAGUGGCACAAAGUCCUACCAGUAUGACUUCAGAAAAAAACAAGUGGUGAAUGUAAUUUCAGCAAACUCCUGGUUAGGAUGCUGAAACAGUCGUACUGUGUGCUCCUGAGAACACCACAUAUCUUUGAGCAACAACGGGGAAAAAAGGCCUUGAGCCUAAUAAAGUUAUUUUUGAUGAACUGACACCAAACAACUGUUACCUAUUCUUCAUGUUGUGUGUAUUCCUCUUUCUAAAUGACAUUUUCUACGUCCCUCUCUGGUUCAGUGACACUGUACAUGACUGGGAUAAAAAUAACUUGUGUUUAUGUGUAUGCGUUUUAUCUCACACAAUGUGUACCUGUAACUCAGGGGAUACUUUCAAAAGCUGACUAAAUACUACUUGAAAAUAUAUGAAUGUGCUUGAGGAUGUUUGUGUUAUCCUAACUCUAUUAUAUCUUUGUAAAUCUAAAAAUGUUUGAUCAUAUUCUUCCUGUAAACUCAAUAAAUUGUGUUUUUUUUUCCUUCAUAAUUCUCAAAAGUUUCUGGACAACAAACGUGUUCCUUCUUUUCUCUCAUAACUUAGGUAAAUUUGAGGGGAAAUGACUCAGGUCUCAGUACUGAAUUAUUUUGCGAUAAUACUCAAAGAAUCAUUAAAAUAUUUUAUUUUUUAGCAUUUCAAUGUUGUACCAGGUUGUAGAGGAGCUGACUUUUACUGCUUCAGAUAGAUAUCCUCUUUAUUGUCAUUGUAUAAAAGAACACAAUGAAACUUUGUUGGCAGCAAUCCUGUACAGCAGCGUUUACAAAAACAGUUCACAUAUAGGCUAGAUACAAAUAUAUUUGCGUUAUAGCUAUAGAUUGUUGUUUGAAUGCACAUGAUAGAUCUCAAUUCAAACUAACAAAUACAUUCAGCUAUAAUAAAAACCUAGAGGGGAAAUAAUGCUCAACAUAAUGUGUAAGUCUCUAUUGAAGUUUUGGAAGAUGGCUGUUAAACAUGAGUUUUUUCUUGCCACUCUAACUUUGCUAAAUGUUGCCUCUGUGUUCAUGAUGGAGUCAUGUUGAGUCUUUGUAGAUAAUAAAACAAAGAGUAAGGUCUUUUACCUGCUAUUUUGUAAAGUAUUUUGAGAUAACAUUAGGUAUUGAUUGGUAUUACAGUAAAUCACAUAUUUUGUUAUAUUCAUACCUACUUUCCACCACCACUCCAGAGUCGUUUUUUUUUAAAAAUGAUAUAAAAGCAGGCAGGUAGGUGUAGGUAAUCUGUUUUUUGUCGACACAUGAAAUUAAAAGUCUCUCUUUUGUUGUUCCAUUUCAAAGCAACCCUUACAACAUUGGAC
Messenger RNA from Labrus mixtus (cuckoo wrasse), 2681 nucleotides. RefSeq names its product matrix metalloproteinase-20-like. Gene Ontology annotation, molecular function: zinc ion binding; metalloendopeptidase activity. The record is from RefSeq and is a predicted model, not a curated record. Gene Ontology annotation, cellular component: extracellular matrix. The transcript has 10 exons. Bases 41 to 1456 code for a protein of 471 amino acids. Gene Ontology annotation, biological process: collagen catabolic process; extracellular matrix organization; proteolysis. NCBI's taxonomy places the organism in Eukaryota, Metazoa, Chordata, Actinopteri, Labriformes, Labridae.